UUGAGGAAACAUCCCAUUCAGCACAAUGACAAGUCUUCUUCUCCUCCUCCUGGCUUGUGCAGCUUUGGCUGCUGCCUUCCCUGCUGCGCCGCAAGAUGACCUAGAAAGCAGAUAUGCAGAGUUGGCACAGAAAUAUCUGGAAAAGUAUUAUGACAUGAAAACCACUGGUGGCAAAGUUGGCAGGAAAAAGGUCAAUAAUCCCUUCACUGAAAAGCUCCAAGAAAUGCAGAAGUUUUUCGGCCUGAAUGUAACUGGAAAACUGGAUGAUAAGACUGUGGAGAUGAUGCAGAAACCCCGCUGUGGAGUCCAUGACAUCGGCCAGUACACAGCAGUCCCCAAAAGCAUUGCCUGGCAAAAGACAGACCUGACCUACAAGAUUGUGAAUUUCACCCCAGACAUGCCUCAGGCUGAUGUGGAGUAUUCCCUAGCUAGAGCUUUCAAAGUGUGGAGUGACGUCACCCCACUGACCUUCACCAGAGUUUAUGAUGGAGAAUGUGACAUUGAGAUCAAGUUUGUAGUUGGAGAUCACUAUGAUAACUCUCCAUUUGAUGGACCUAAUGGGGUGUUAGCCCAUGCAUUUCAGCCAGGUAGUGGCAUUGGGGGAGAUGCUCACUUUGAUGAUGAUGAACAAUUCACAAAAAACAGCCAACAAUAUAAUCUGUUUCUGGUCGCGGCUCAUGAAUUUGGGCAUUCACUUGGUCUUUUCCAUUCCGAGGACCCUGGUGCAUUGAUGUACCCUAAUUACCCAAACACAGAACCCAGCCGGUUCCAACUUCCUCAAGAUGACAUCAAUGCUAUCCAAUCUCUUUAUGGCAAAACCUCAGAUGCACUUCAGCCAACAGGACCCACCACCCCUUCCAAAUGUGACUCUAACCUUGUGUUUGAUGCUGUCACCACCCUUAGAGGAGAAUUGUUUUUCUUUAUAAACAGGUUUAUAUGGCGUAAACAUCCACAAGGGGGCGAAGCUGAUCUGCUUUUUAUCCAGAAUUUGUGGCCAUCUUUACCUAAUGACAUUGAUGCUGCUUAUGAGAAUCCUAUCACUGGAGAAGUUCUUGCAUUUAAAGGGAACAAAUAUUGGACUCUGGAUGGAUUCGAUGUUUUACCAGGAACAAAGAGCAUCACUAGAUUCGGAUUCCCUAAAAACAUUAAGAAAAUUGAUGCGGCCGUCCAUGUGGAGCACCUUGGAAAAACAUACUUCUUUGUGGGAAAUAAGUACUGGAGUUAUGACGAAGAGAAAAAAGCAAUGGAUGGAGGAUUUCCAAAGUUCAUUACCAAAGGAUUUCCAGGAAUGAGUCCAAAUAUUGAUGCUGUGGUUUUUUAUAAAGGCCGUUUUUACUUCUUCCAAGGAACAUCACAGUUCCAGUACAGCAUUGAGUCAAAAAGAAUCCUCCAGGUCAUGGCCACCAACAGCUGGCUGGGAUGUUAAUGACAUCAACUCUGCAA
Messenger RNA from Nanorana parkeri, 1443 nucleotides. RefSeq names its product matrix metalloproteinase-18-like. Lineage: Eukaryota; Metazoa; Chordata; Amphibia; Anura; Dicroglossidae. The transcript has 10 exons. Gene Ontology annotation, cellular component: extracellular matrix. The record is from RefSeq and is a predicted model, not a curated record. Gene Ontology annotation, biological process: extracellular matrix organization; collagen catabolic process; proteolysis. The coding region runs from base 26 to 1426 and encodes 466 amino acids. Gene Ontology annotation, molecular function: metalloendopeptidase activity; zinc ion binding.